AUGAAUGGCAAUGUAACGGUGGGAAUAGAGAAAAGUUUGAGCGAAAUUCGGCAGAUUGUUUGGAAUAGAAGGAGUUGCAACAAUGCGUUAACUAUGGUAAAUCUCAAAUUCAUCAAUGACGGUGACAAUAUCUAUGAAUUAAGCGCUGAAUUUGGCUAUACAAAUAUAACGCAAGAAAACUACGAUAAAGUCGCUUUUGAAAUUGAUGUUCAGUUCAAAAAUCUUGCAGUAACUGGGGAAAACAAGAUCUCUAAGCUGGGCUAUGACUGGAAUCAACCUAUUCAUACCUCACGUGGUAUCUUAAAACUUUUAGCAGACCCGUAUUGUUCUGAAGCAACAGCAGUGACGGUGCGUUUCGGAACAAAUUUAAUGACAGGAUGUACAAUCAGACUGACAAACUGCUCAUCUGUAAAAGCUACUAUCAACGAAUUAUCUUCACGAUAUGUUAUGAUGAAUAUUUCGUCAACUCCUAAUAUUCCAAGCUAUGCAAAGAAAGUUAUCGUUGAUAAUAUGCAAGAAACGGGAGCAACAAAUGCUGCUUGUGGUUUACCGACAACCUUAACUAUUCAGAUAUUUUUUGCCAAAAGUGGUCCUCUCUCCAACUACAAGAGGAAGAUAGUGACUGUUUCUUAUCGUUUUGGUAACUAUAUAACGAUUAACUUAAUAGAGUCUUCAAUAUCACAGCUUCCAAUAGUUUUUCUAGUCCAGUUUAUAGACGUAUCAAAACCUGCUAGAGGUCGUUUUGCUGAAUUUCCUGUUAUUAGCUUCUCAUUACCCUCAGAUUUCUUUUAUCCGUUUUUCACGUUCAAUGAUCCUCCAACUUAG
This is a messenger RNA of Enterobius vermicularis (human pinworm), 825 nucleotides long. Lineage: Eukaryota; Metazoa; Nematoda; Chromadorea; Rhabditida; Oxyuridae. The record is from the annotation of a GenBank genome assembly.